AUUUCUGACACUAAACACUCACCAAAAAAGCUUCUGUACACUGGGGCUUGCCCUUAAUUCUUGGGCCAUUUCUCUUCUCUUCUCCCUCUCUAUUGUCUUCGAGGCUCGGCCUUAGAAGAAGGUCCCAAUGUGGGUUCAUCCGCUUUGCCGAGGGGCCAUUCUGGGCUUCUUCGUGUACUUGUUAUUCGCAGCAAGCUUCUGCCGUGGGGAUGAGAAGACUAUAGAAGUUGUGGGGGUGGGAGAAUGUGCUGACUGCAAAGAGAAUAACAUUAAAACGAGUCAGGCUGUUUCAGGGCUUAGCGUAACCAUUGAUUGCAAGCUUCAAAAUGGAGAAAUAAAAAGAGUGGGAGUUGGAGAGCUUGAUAAAGAAGGAAAAUUCAAGGUUUCACUUCCUGAGGAGAUUGUUCAAGAAGGAAAACUCAAAGAGGAAUGUUAUGCACAGCUUCAUAGCGCAUCGGCAGCACCGUGUCCAGCUCACAAUGGCCUCGAGGACUCUAAGGUUGUCCUAAAGUCGAUAACCAAUGGAAAACACACAUUCAGCCCUAAUAGAAAUCUCAAAUUCUCCACUGCAUUGUGCACUUCUGCAUUCUUGUGGCCAUUCUUUAAGUAUCCACCCUCUCCCAAAAUUCAUCCAUGGAAGAAACACUUCCCUAAGGUUUACUUUCCACCAUUGAAAAACUUCGGACACCCAUGGCCUCUUCCUCCAUUCCCACCAGUUUACACAAAACCACUUCCUCCACCUGUGCCCAUUUACAUGCCAAAGCCACAUCCUCAUCCUGUCCCUAUUUACAAGCCAAAGCCACAUCCUCAUCCUGUCCCUAUUUACAAGCCAAAGCCACAUCCUCACCCUGUCCCCAUUUACAAGCCGAAGCCACUUCCUCAUCCCGUCCCCAUUUACAAGCCGAAGCCUCCAGUAAAGCCACUUCCACCUCCAAUUCCAAUCUACAAACCAAAGCCAAAGCCACCAAUUUACAAACCUCCGGUGGUAAAGCCACUUCCACCACCUGUUCCAAUCUACAAACCAAAGCCAAAGCCACCAGUUUACAAACCUCCGAUGGUAAAGCCACUUCCACCACCUGUUCCAAUCUACAAACCAAAGCCAACUGUUCCAAUCUACAAGCCAAAGCCAGCAGGUUACAAACCUCCGAUGGUAAAGCCACUUCCACCACCAGUUACAAUUUACAAACCAAAGCCAAAGCCACCAAUUUACAAACCUCCGGUGGUAAAGCCACUUCCACCACCAGUUCCAAUCUACAAACCAAAGCCAAAGCCACCAAUUUACAAACCUCCGGUGGUAAAGCCACUUCCACCACCAGUUCCACUCUACAAGCCAAAGCCGCCAAUUUACAUCCCUCCAAUAGUAAAGCCACUUCCACCACCAGUUCCACUCUACAAGCCAAAGCCACCAAUUUACAUCCCUCCAAUAGUAAAGCCACUUCCACCACCAAUUCCAAUUUAUAAACCACUCCCACCAUUCUACAAGAAACCCUGCCCUCCACUCCUCAAGCAUCCUCCAUUCCACCAUCCUAAAUUCGGAUACUUCCCUCCCCUCCCCCCUUUCAUUCCUCAACCAUAGACUUUUAAAAGAGGGUAAUUAUAAGUAGGUUUCUUUAUUUGUUUCAUUUCAUGUGCUUAAUGGGUGAAAACAAUUAAAAUUCUUCGUUUAUAAAAUAAAAUCCAAGGUUCAGAGUGAAAGAAUUGUCAAGAAAAUAACGCUAGUGACACAGAACGAGGAAAUUUCUCGAGUUUCAAUUGCUGUGUGAUUGCCAUGAAGUUCUCCUGUAUCGGUUUGUUCGAGGUGAGAAGAUCGUAUGUUUGUAAAUUUUAAGUUCAUAUGCAUUCCAAAAGUUUCUACUGUACUUUGUUCCAAAGGUUUCUACUGCACUUUGUAGCACCAUAGAUUUGCAUGUGGUGAUCCUAAGAUCACAUUUAAUAAUCCUGUUGUUCAAGAUUUCAAAUACAGUACUGUUCUAGAUUGGUUUCGAGAUGA
Molecule: messenger RNA, 1990 nt
Organism: Olea europaea var. sylvestris
Lineage: Eukaryota; Viridiplantae; Streptophyta; Magnoliopsida; Lamiales; Oleaceae
Product: repetitive proline-rich cell wall protein 2-like
Exons: 2
Coding region: 128-1576 (482 amino acids)
Source: RefSeq, a predicted model, not a curated record